Anolis sagrei ordinatus is the source of this 8308-nucleotide messenger RNA. It is a transcript of the gene BBS9, whose product is annotated as Bardet-Biedl syndrome 9. Lineage: Eukaryota; Metazoa; Chordata; Lepidosauria; Squamata; Anolidae. Gene Ontology annotation, biological process: cilium assembly. Gene Ontology annotation, cellular component: membrane; BBSome. The record is from RefSeq and is a predicted model, not a curated record.
CUCCCAGAGUGCACUGCGCCGCCUAGCGCUUUGGUUUGGAGGCGGGCGCGAGGCGGAGUCGAUAUUUUGGUUUUGCGGGGCGCCAUGACAACGGGAGGAAAGAUGGCGGCGCUGAGGAGAGGCUAGGCUGCAGUUGCACCGAAGAGGCAUUGCUGUUGCUGAGGGGAGCCUCAACUUUCGCUUGGCUUCCCUCACGGGCGGGAAAGAGGACCGUCUCUGGGCCUGAGGGAAGAUGUCUUUAUUUAAGGCCCGUGAGUGGUGGUCUACAGCAGUUGGCAACAAUGAAGAAUUUGAUCAAGGAUGUUUAUGUGUUGCUAAUGUUGACAAUAGCAGUAAUGAGCAAGAUAAAAUUAUUGUGGGCAGUUAUAUGGGGUUUCUUAGAAUCUAUAAUCCACAUCCAAUAAAACCAGGAGACUCUGUGCAACCUGAAGAUUUGUUGUUGGAAGUGCAAUUACGUGAUCCAAUACUGCAGGUGGAAGUAGGAAAAUUUGUUUCUGGUACGGAACUGCUUCAUUUAGCUGUACUACAUUGCAAAAAGUUGUGUGUAUAUGCUGUCUCAGGAAGCUUGGGAAAUAUUGAACAUGGCAACCAAUUUCAGUUAAAACGUAUGUAUGAGCACACUCUUCAGCGAACAGCCUACAACAUGACUUAUGGACCAUUUGGAGGCAUAAAAGGUCGUGAUUUGAUCUGUAUACAAUCUGUAGAUGGCAUGCUUAUGCUGUUUGAACAAGAAAGCUAUUCAUUUGGACGUUUUCUUCCUGGCUUUCUUCUGCCUGGUCCACUGACAUAUAGUUCUCGAACAGAUUCCUUUAUUACUAUUUCUUCUUGUCGACAGGUUGAGAGCUACAAAUAUGAAGUGCUUGCAUUUGCAAAAGAUGCUGAGACACAAGAAACUGAACAACAAAAACUUGGCUCUGGAAAAAGGCUUGUGGUGGAUUGGGUUUUAAACAUUGGAGAGCAAGCUCUGGAUAUAUGUGUCAUUUCAGUCAACCAACUUAUCUCCAGUGUGUUUGUGCUUGGGGAGAGGAACUUCUUUUGUCUUAAAGAUAAUGGGCAAAUUCGGUUCAUAAAAAAGCUUGACUGUAGCCCAAGUUGCUUUCUUCCAUAUGCAGUUUCUGGGACGGUAGUAAACACACUGAUUGGAAACCAUAACAGUCUCCUUCAUAUUUAUCAAGAUGUGUGCUUAAAGUGGGCUACUCAGCUUCCUCAUAUUCCUGUUGCAGUAAGAGUGGGGAAAUUACUAAAUCUGAGAGGAGUGAUAGUCACACUGAGUGAUAGUGGCCAUCUGCAAUGUUCCUACCUUGGCACAGAUCCUUCUUUGUUUCAAGCUCCUAAAGUUGAAGCUAGAGAUAUAAAUUAUGAAGAAUAUGAUGCAGAAAUGAACAAACUGCAGAAAAUAAUUAGAGAAGCCAGAAAAACCAAAGACAUUGUGCCUAAAUCUGAAAAAAGUGAAGAUAUUUCGCUCAGUGUGACUGUCUUGCCCGAUUUGGAUUCAGUGUCUCAAGCCACUGAUAGUGAAGUUACAGGAGAGGUGGUUCCUUCCACAUCUAUUAAGAUCAGAGUUGAAAGCAGACAGCUGAUGCUUAUAAAAUUAUCAGUACAUGUACAAUCACCAUUAGCACUGACUCAGGACAAAUUCAUCUUUGAAUUAGAACCAUAUGUACAUAAAACACUUCUAGUCUCUGCCUUUCUAAAAGGGAACAGUCCACCAGCAGAUCUGGAAGGUAGUGCUCUAGCUUCAUUCAGCACCCCAACAGAUCUCAGUCCAGAAGGUGUACCAAGAGUUGUUCAAUGCAAAUUUCGCUUACCGUUACAGUUGGUUUGCUUUCCAGUUCAGCCUUCAAAAACAGCAAGCCAGAAACUGACUAUUGAUACUAACAAGCUUCCAGUCAGUCUUGUUACACUUUUUCCAGACUUUUCUGACCAAACUGAGGAAGAUCAACUAAAUGCUUUAGGAUUUCAAUUAAUAGCUGGUUCUAGAGUCACUUUACUUGCUUCAAAAACAUCUCAGCGUUAUAGAAUUCAAAGUGAUUACUUAGAAGAUCUUUGGCUUAUUACAAAAGAACUUACGCUUCGCCUUGAAGAACAUUUUAGGAAACAAAAUUGCAAAGAUUUUGCAUGUAGCUUUUCUGGUCCAAUCCCAUUACAAGAAUAUUUUGAAAUAAUUGAUCACCAUUUUGAGCUGCGCUUGAAUGCUGCAAAAUAUGAGCAACUAUUAUCUGAAAGAGCAAUACAGUUUAGAGCUAUUGAACGACGCCUGCUGGCACGCUUUAAAGAUAAAACUCCAGCUCCUCUUCAACAUCUGGACACCUUGUUAGAAGGAACAUACAGACAGGUAAUAGCUCUAGCAGAUGCAGCUGAAGAAAACCAAGCCAAUAUGUUCCAGGCAUUCACAAAGUUGAAAAGUGCCACCCAGCUGGUAAUUCUCCUGAUUAGCCUGUGGCAGAAACUGAGUGCUGACCAAGUUGCUAUUCUGGAAGCUGCAUUUUUGCCAUUAAUACAGGAUGCUCAAGAGCUGGGUUGGGAAGAAAGUGUGGAUGCUGCUGUCUCACAUUUGUUGAAAACCUGUUUAUCCAAGAGUUCUAAAGACCAUGCCCUGACACUUUCCAAUCAGCUGUGUAUUCCCAAGGAUACUAAUAGGCUGAAGAAACACAUAACUGUGCUCUAUGACAGAUUGGCCAAAGGUGGUCAUAUGUCUCUAAAUACAGACGUUGACUCUCAGCAAACUGUGAUUCCGCAAGGUGGCUGUGCUACCAUACUAGAAUCUGACCUUGAAGAAAGAUCAGCCUCACAAGACUCCCCAGCCAUGUUUACCAAUCACAGGCACCUCAUGAAGCAGAAGACCAAAUCUGAUUUGCCACAGUAUGAAUUACAGGAAGCAGAAAAGCCAUGAAAAGCACAAGAGAACUCUCAGGAGGAUUUUUUAAAAGCUGUGCAUUUACAAUUCAACAAGAACAAUUUAUUUUCUUGUGCAGUAGACACAGUCAACCUCAAGAAGGAAGUCCACAAAUAGUGCAAAAUACUUCCAGUUGCAUCUAGGCCUCUGGUUUACUCCUAUUAGUACUUGACAUGCUUUUUCAUAACCAAGUUCAGGACCAGUGGAAGGAGUAAGCAGUCUUAUAGUAAUGUGCAGGUAUCAAUGUUCUGUAGAACUUAUAAUUGAAAGACUUUUGUGAACCAAGAAAUGCACACACACUCUUUUGCAUAUGCAUAACUUAUGUUUAAGAGUUACACAUUUUACAUCAUGUGGUAUUAUGCAAAUGAAGUAUGGUUUCUUGAUAGUAAGAUAUGGAGAAAGGUUAGUGAGAGGGGAACAAAACAAAUUGAAAUCUCCAGAUUUUGCAUGCUGAUCGGUUCCAAAUUGCAUAUAAUUUUUUUUGCAUGAAUUUAAAAUUUAUUUGGGGUUUGUUAUACAGGACCAACAGAAAUUUUGAAGAUCCUUUAUCCAAAAAAGAAGUUAGGUAUAUAGAUUGAAAGAGAAUGCUUUAUUUUAGUUGGUGUAAUUUGGUGGUAGGUGUUUGCCAAAUAUACUUGGUGGAUCCAAGUAGGGCAAAUUUUGGCUUUUCAGAUGUUUGACUGCAGUUUCCAUAACCAUGGUCAAUGGUAAGUAAUUAUGGGAGUUACAGUCCCAUCCACAGAGUCUCACUUGGUCUAACUUUUCAUGGACCAGUCUUACAAUGUUGGAUUUUCAAAUGAAAUUGCCAUUGUUUUUACAACCUGGGCAUUUAGAAAUUACAGCCCAAACAACUUUGGCUGCAAACAGACUUUGGCUGUAAAGUUUUAUAUACAGUAAUGCACACCAGAAGAAAGCAUGUUAAAUGAGUAAUGAAGUCAAGAUGAAAACAGUGUUAAUUCAGAAACGUGUACAACCAUCUGAAAAUAACUCAGGCCUCAUUCCAAAGCUACAUGCUCCAAUUAAAACAUAUGAUUCUCUUUUCGUUUUGGUCUAGUUGUUGUACCACAUCAAAUUACAAAAUUGCUGCUUAUUUGGCAGUAUAUAUAACAUGAAUUCUAAGCGAUCCUUCCAGCACUUUCUUGGGCAAAUACAGAUUUUUAAAAAACAAUCUCUGCAUGCAAUAUUGUGACAAAUGGUCCAGAUCCCAUAGGUUGACAUGAUACAUACAUGUUAACAAUAUUAGCAUGUUAAAUGUACAACUAGACAUUUAGAAAAAUAUUUUUUUCUCAAAUAAGUGAAAGUGACUUUUUCAGUAGUACAUAAAUCUGUGCACAAUUGUGCAUGAAAACACACCUAUUUCCCUCACAAAUAGUUAAUUUUAUACUUUUUAUAGUAGGAAUGAAAAUCAUGCAACUCUCCAGAAGUUGUCAGAUUGCAAUUAUCAGUAUUCCUUGUGAAAAGUUAGUUUGUAUUCUGGAAUUUGCAGUCUAACAACAUCAGGAAGGGCUGCAGUGAUUCCCACCUCAUCUUUAUAGAUCUGAUUGAAUGCAACUACUUGCUAUUUGUCCUAUUUCAAAUCAAUAGUGACUUAUUGGUCAAGUGGGUGGAAAUAAAACACAGUUAUUCCCAAUAUACAACUUUUCUAAUUUUUUUACAAAUUGAUUAUAGUUCCAUUUCUUCCCCGUAAAUACAGGUCACCUCAGAUAUCUGUACCAUCAAUGAUACAAAUUUCCAAAGUAAGCAAGCCACUGAAAGUCCCUGUCACAGUUUGAAGGCACAAAUAAGUACCAAUUAAUCCAUCUUAAAAGAAGCAGUUCUUGUUGACAAGGCCCAAGGAAUGUAGGUAGAAUUGAUAACUUCUAUAUCCUCUUCAAUCUAAGGGAGAGUAUUAAGUUGCAGGCAUGAGUCUUCCACUGAAAUGCUUUUCUUCACCUGAAUUAUGCCCACUGUCAUUAUGUUCUGUUCUUGUGUCUGGUGAUUAUAGUACUACAUUUUGUUAUUCCCACAUUUUUUCUUGUUCCAUACAUUUUAUUCAUGGUUCUAGUUCAACAUUUUCUCUGUGAAAUUCUCUCCAGCGUGGAAUUUGAGAAUUCAAUGACAUUCCUGUCACCUUUUUCUAUACAUUAAAUUCUUUAAAUCUGUUGCUGCCAUUUCUCAGGAUUGACUUUUUUGUCCAGUCCAAUUCAGACAAGGGGACAGAGGUUUAAAUCAUCAUGCCAGGAAGAAGCUUGCAAAGCAGUAGGCUUUCUUUAGUAAAUUUGAACAUGCUGCCUUCUCUGUAUGUUGAUUCAAUCCCUAUUUGCACCUAUGAUUAGCAAUUCUGUAAUUUAGUGAAAUAAAUGUUAGACAUUGCCAGUUUGCUGCUUAUUGGUAAUAGUAAUCUACAUAAAUUGUGCUCUAUGGGGAGUUUUAUCUGCUUGGCUUUUUGCUGACUAUAGUCUUUUCUGUUCCCCCCUCGCAUUAGUGCUAGUUAAUGUGGAGUUUGACUCUUGCUUUACUACUUGAUCUUUUUUUCAGAUUUCUGUUUGUUUGCCCAUAGCAUCCUUUGAAGGAGGCCAUCUAAGUAGGCUGAGAUUUAUUUAGAAACAACUUGUGCAGAUUUGCAUAGUAUUAAUUUUUACAGUAUUGUAGUGUUUGAACUUGAAAAGUCAGUUUGUUGUUAGCUCUGGAAUUUGUUGUGAUGUAAAAGAAUGCUUUGAAUGGAAACAUCAACAUUCUUUAGGCAAGCUUUUGUUUGUGGGUUAUAUCUAUGCGUCUUUGUUCUCUUUCUGCUUCUGGAACUUGGUUUCAACAGAUGAUUCUGAAAUGAUGCUGUUUAAUGAUAAUGGCCUCAUCUUAACGGUGUAUGAGUUGGACCCAGAUUUUAUGUCACAUUUUUAUUUGUAUUUUCCAGCGAGAGAAAUUUGGAAAUUGUCACGCAAGCCAAAUGACCCGAUUGUACACGAAAGGGAUGUACAUAUGUGUGUGUGUGUCUCUGUGUCUCUUUUUCAAGGACCACCGAACAUUCAUGGGGAACUAAUCCAUUCCCUGAGCUUUUCAGUUUAAAAUUAAACACAGUUCGAAACCUCUUUUUUGUGGUCUGUCACAGUUCUCUUCCAGAUAACUGAUAAAAAAAACCCAAUUUUGGAAUUCUUUAUUGUUGCAUAUGAUGGCCCUUUUGUGGUUAAAGUUAUUUUGAAGUAAGAGUGGUAUCUGAUUUUUCCUGAGUAUGUUCUUUUAAAUUUUGAAUGUCUGCAUUUUCAAUAGAUCAGUAUCUCACAGAAGAACCAGUAAAAAGUAACAUUAGUUAUCAAUAUUUUCCAUCAAACUUUACAUAUGUUGUUCUAGUUAUUGAACAGGGGAACAUGUGAAUUCAAGAAAAGGGGAAAAGCUGGUUGUUCUGCCUUAGUUCCCACUGUGACUGGAUUAUAUGAGUUCAGACUCCAUAUAUGAAUGCUUGUCCAUCACUCUCCCCCUACUCCAAUCCCGGAUAUGGAAGUCACUAUGUUGGCAAAGAAUUUCAUUCAAUCUUCUCUUGAAUAGCUUGGUGUUUUUAAUAUUUUCUUUCCUGGAGUGCUUCUUUGUGAGGGAACCUCCAUUUACUGACUGAAUUGGAAGAAUUAAAAUGAAGGCUUGCCAUUUUCAGCAAGAGGUAAAGUAUUGUAGGAAAUGUAGGGGUCAAGGAAAUAUUGCGCCCAUGAAUUCUGUGCACAGAUAUUUUUGUUUUUAGAAGGAAUCACAGAAACAUAUAAAUAUUACCUAAUUUCCCUUAAGACCUCCAUGUAUUUGAUGGCAAGUUUAUUUGUCUUGCCUGCCCAAAUAUCUCUUCAUUGGAAUAAAGAAGCAGAACGGAAUAAAUACACAACUCACGGAUAUGUUAGGUUUUUAGAAAAUAAUUUUAAAGAUUCAGAAUUACUAGAUCAGCCCUGCCCAAUCUGAUGUUUUUCAGAUAUUUGGGGGCUUCAGCAGCUUUACGUAGCAUCACUGAAACAGUUCACAAGUUCAGAGAAUUGUAGUCCAGAACAGCUGGAAGCACUUGCUAGAGAAGGUGAAGCAGAUAUUUAAGCAAAAGAAUCUUCUUCAAAACAGCUUAAAAUACAAGAUGUCUUCAUUUUUCAAUUGUAUGAAGACAUCAUGCAAAAUUCUAAGACUUUUAAAAGCCAUGUUUAUAACAUAAUAGAGCAACAAUAACUUUCAUUUUGUCCAAACACAUUAUUCUGGAUUACAAAAGAAUAUCCGAGAAAUUAUUCCAUAACUCCAUUAUUGACAAGGAAGUUCCAUCUAGAUUUGAGUUGGAAAUUUGAAUGCUUCGUGUACUACAUACCCAAGCACUCAGAGCUAUAACUCCUGAACUACAGACUUGUUUUCCACUAGUGAUGCAGGGUUGCAGAGGCUUAAUUAAAUAAAUAAUAUUUUAUAAUUAAAUAAUACUAAUUUACCUCAGCUAGACAGUUGGAUCUUUGCCUUUAACAAGGUUGAUUAGCAUGCAGAAUAGAGACACUAUGCUGAAUUUAUUGAAAUAUUUGAAAUUCCCAUUGAAAUUCAGGCUAUAAUGAAAACUAACUUCACAAAUAUUGAGCAUUUGGAUAGUUUCUGAUCCUUUUACACUCUUGCAUUUUGUGGGUCAACAUAUCCCUGACUGGAAUCGCUUUGAUCGUCACAGGAUUAGUGAAAACCUUGUCAUUCUUACACAUCCUUAGGUGGCUGGUAUGUUCCACCCUCAUUGUUUGCACCUUUUUUUUUUUUUUGCAGUCUUGGUGUAUGAUGUGAAUGGGCACAGUCCAAAGAUACAGAGAGACUAUUGUACAAUCCCCAUUCACAUACCUCUAGGACCUGACCUGCAAAGAAAAUAUGGGUAUGAAAAGACAUUGAAAAUAUAGGUUAUAUUCAUAGACAAGCUCUUGUAAUAAUGUAAAGAGUUCUUUUGAUUUUUGAUAACACAAAGUCAUAUGUUAUACAAAUCUGUUAUACAAAGGAAACAUUUGAAGUAGGGGCUUUGGAACCAUUUUGGAAACUGAUUUUCAAUAUAAAGAAUAGCAUGUCUGAAUGUCCACAAGCAUAAUGUCAGUUUCAAUAAGAUAAAUUUGACUGCCAAAACCAGAAAAGCCAAAGUCAAAUGACUAUGUGUGUGCAAAAGUUGUAACAACAAUAAGCCAAAUUGAUCAUUUUGGAGGACUACAUGUGCAAGAUGUCAACACAUUGCAAAAGCCAAUGAACACAGUACUGCUGACUAAAAUGUGAUGUUGUGCAGCAGUAUUAAGUAGUUACAUGGUUAUUAAAAAAACACAAUCAUUUGGAUAUAAACCCAGUUUUCUUAUGUAAAGUUUAAUUACAUUUUGGUAAGGAAUAAAACUGUAAACAGCUUUCAUUUUUCCUAUGAGAAAAUUUUUAUUUACACAAAAUAGGCAUUAGUUCAUCAGCUUAUUUAAAAUA